Sphaerulina musiva SO2202 is the source of this 1276-nucleotide messenger RNA. RefSeq names its product cyanamide hydratase. Lineage: Eukaryota; Fungi; Ascomycota; Dothideomycetes; Mycosphaerellales; Mycosphaerellaceae. The transcript has 3 exons. The coding region runs from base 343 to 1068 and encodes 241 amino acids. The record is from RefSeq and is a predicted model, not a curated record.
AGAUCCUGCAGCUAAUCACAGCUGGAAGUGAAUACUAUUACAGAGACUAAGUCUGAGAGUCUGAGAGUCGUCUCGGCCACGUGGUGUAUAGUUCUCCGAUAUGUAGAGAUGGAGUAAUCAUCCUGGAUGGCGUCUGUGCGUGGUGUGUGUGCCCUAGGCAGUGUAUCCCUGUUGUGGAAUACGUACAAUGGCUUCAUCGGGGAGAGGGAGAGAGAGAGGUCGAUGUGAAGAGAAGUGAUGGAAGUGAUGGAAGAGAAAGACACACGUCACUCCAUCACUCAUCAUGACAUCCAUAUCCACCUCCAGUAGAGUCAGAAUAACAACAACAUCAACAACAUCAAAAUGUCCAAAGAAUCACCCAUUACGGCCUUUGGCUGGCAUGAAGUGCCACGCAAUCGCUCCAAUAUCCCAUCUGCAGCCGAAGCAAACACCAUCCCAACCGAACUCACCUUCGACACCAUCUGGCCCCAGACUAAACUCGUCCAACAAGCACAAGCACACGUCAAAGCUCUCUUACCGCAAGAGACGUAUAACCACAGUCUCCGCGUAUAUAGCUACGGCCACACCAUCGUUACCCAACACUUCCCCUCCUGGCUGCAUCAAACCUCUCCCGACCUCUUCUUCGAAACCUGGGCCCUGACAUGUCUCUUCCACGACAUCGGCACCACCCCCGCAAACCGCACUUCCACCCAUCUCUCCUUCGAAUUCCAAGGUGGCUUCAUCGCUCUGCAAGAAUUACAAAAAUUCCACGCACCCCAAUCGCAAGCCGAAAGUGUCUGUGAAGCCAUCAUUCGCCACCAAGAUCCCGGUGAGACGGGAACGAUUUCGAGAAUGGGCCAGUUGGUGCAAAUCGCUACCGAGCUGGAUAAUAUGGGCUGGCAGGCGUAUUUGGUGCAUCCACGUGUGAUAGAGCAAGUGGUUCGGCAGUAUCCGAGAUUGAAGUGGUCGGCGUGUUUCUCCCAGGCGAUUCAGGCCGAGUUGGAUGCGAAGCCGUGGUGUCAUACGACUGCGAUUCCCGGGUUUAAAGAGGCUGUUGCUAAUAAUGAAGUUAUGAAAUCUUAUGAUUAAUGUAGAUUAGAUUAGUUACUUGGAUGUCACAUACCGUACGCAGUGAAAAGAAAAAGAAGAAAGAAAGAAAACCAGUCCUCAAUCCAACCAUCACCAACCCCCAGCUCCCUCGCCGAGACUCUUGAAGCUAAGGUACAUGUAGGCAGUGACUUCUACACAGCAUAAUCCACCAACUUCAUCCUCUUCAACAACCCCUCCCAUCCACCGC